ACAGGACCACAAUUAAAUUAGAGCAAUUAAAGGGAGCGGUGAAAAGAUCGAAUCAGUUAGAAACUUUGCUGUAGAGUGGAUGAUCUCUUGAUGCCUCCAAAUAAAUCGCAUGCGAGAGUGAGGAAAUAUCCGUGCGCCUAUUUUCAUCAUGACAUUAAGUUUUUCGUCCUUCUCCAUCAAAGACAUCCUCACCGGACGUGAGUCCCGGGGGAAGCCCGGUGCCAGGAGUACAGAGGAGCUCCGGGCACCAAAGCGUAACAUCUGCACAGGGCAUGGUAGUAUGAGAGUCUCUGAUUUGUCUCAUCAAGACGCGUAUGAGAACCGCAAUUACCCGGAGAGACUUCCUGCUGAUCUCAGUCUGUCUGCUGGACACCACCGAUCUGAUGCCUACAGCGAGGAGUCCACAGGAGAGGAGACUGAGCGCAGAGAAGGCGCUGCAGACCAGCAACCACACUGUGUGGGGCGGGACGAAGAGAAGGAGAAGGAGGCAGAGGAGGAGGGAUGUCACCACAGCGGGGACACGGUCAGCUGUUCACCCGACGAGCGGCAGUGCAGGCCCGGUACUAAGAAGCGCUCCAGGGCGGCCUUCUCUCACGCACAGGUCUACGAGCUGGAGCGCCGCUUCAGCGCACAGCGGUACCUUUCAGGCCCUGAACGGGCCGAUCUGGCAGAAGCUCUGAAACUCACAGAGACCCAAGUGAAAAUCUGGUUCCAAAACCGGAGAUAUAAAACCAAACGGCGUCAGGUGGCGGCUGAGCUGGCGGCCUACAGCUCACAUAAGAAGGUAGCAGUGAAAGUGUUGGUGAGGGACAAUCAAAAGCAGUACCACCAGGCGAACGGAGCACACGUCCCCACUGUACCACUGUACCAGGCCUACCAGUACUACCCCUACCUGCACUACUACUGCCAGCCCUGGAGCAUGAACAGCAUGUUGUGUAGAGGGAUGCUCUGAACUCCAGAGAACACAUGACUUGAAGUGUCUCUCCCAUCUCAAGGUGUUAGCAGCUUGCUGCAAUUCUGUAUACUGUAUACUAUAAGUUCAAGCAAUGUUUUUUUUGUUUUUUUUGUCUUACUAGAAGCCAGUUUGGCAUACUUAAAAAAAAGAAAAGACAAACAGUAUCAGAAGUUGGCCUGCUAUUUAGGGUCCAUAAAAUGCACACCUCUCUCUCACCAUGACUAGCUACAGUACAUUUAGAGAUAUUCUGUAAAGUUAUAAUCCGGGGCAGAUCAGUGUGAGCAUAAGAGGCAUUACAAAGCUCUUUGAGACUGUCGAUUGAUUAGAUUAGCCGAUCACUAUCUGAAGAAAUCGGUAGCAUUUAAGACAAAGCUUUGAGUUUGGUUAUCAUUUUGCGUUUUGCUACAAAAUAAUAAUUUAAAGGCUAAAUACAGCUAACUUGGUCAGACGUUUUUCUCUGAUCUGCUGGGUAGUUUUCAAAUAGUCUUAUAUUCUACUUUUUUUAUUUAAUAUUUUGUCUAUCUUUUUAAAAGACAUAAUGGACUGUACACAAAUGAUUAUCAGGAGGGGAGCUCAGAAAACAAGAUGGCCAUGUAUUUCUUUGUUAUGCUGAGGGGGAAGCAUUCUGACAUAUGAGAGCAGAAAAAAAGAUAUUUUUAUCACCCCAAUUUUAUAUUUCAGCAUUCCCUUGUGGGGUUAAUUAAAAAAGAGAAUUAAAUAAUUGCAAAUGAUGGUUAUAGCGUGCAAAGAGGGUCAUAAAUGCAUGUUUUGCAGUAUGCAGAAGACAACAAUUCUGUCUCUGUUUCAUGGUUUAAUCACACUAAAUGUUAUCAAAAGUCUCCUUUACUUUACUUUAUUCUUAGUCAUAACAAAAAGCAAGUGAUGUUUGCCAUAAAUUUGGAGAUCACUUUUUCUUCCUGUAAUUUGCUAGUUUGGGAAAAUUCAUAAAUAUAUUAUGGUUUGAUUACACCAUCUUAAAUUCCUCAGUUUUUUGUUUGUUUGUUUUUUAAAUGGUGGAAGGAGUUUUUUUUGAGCAAGGGUAUUGCAGGGUUUUUUUUAAAGUCAAGGGUAGGUUCCAAAUAAAAUAUUAACAAUGCAGGGGAGGGUUCAAUUUUAAAAACUGAAUAUUAAGAUUUAAUUGAUAUCCUGCACUUAACAAAAAUGCAUGCUUUUAAAUUGUUCAGUUUAUACAAAUACGUGAAAUAAUUCCAGUGGGUCUGAAAAUAUAUAGUUGCAUUUUUAGCAUUAUUUAAAAAUGAUUAACAAAAAUGUAUUGAUGUAAAUACCGUAUGCUAACUCAGAUAGUGACUCACUUUUAGUUCACAGCAACGGCUCCUCACUGGGUUUCUCAAGAGCCCAGGAUGAUCUACAUAUGUUGCUUUUUCCCCUCCUUAAUGACUGCCAGUAACAGUCCAUUUUAAGUGACCAGACAGAGCAGAAAGGAAUCCUGAAUUUAUACAAACCCAACGAGAGAAAGUAACUUAUCCUGACGUGCCAGUAGCAUGACCGAGACUCUGACACUUUUAGUAGGUAUUUAUUUUAUUUAUGGGACAUCUUUAUUGAUCAUGAAACUCAACAUAACACCUGUUAGAACACAUUCUUUAUAUUAGGUUUAUGGACCUUUAGAAAUCUUUUGGAGAGUGUCUGUGUGUGUACGCGGUAUGGGUUCCCCCCACACAGUACUCAAGCAACAGAUUAUGAAGUAGUCAGCUGGGCACAGGCAUGUAACUUACUGUACGCUUUUUAAAAAGCGUGUGUGUGGAAAUGUAAUACCCUAGUUCCAUGCAAAGUAAUGCAGACAACAAACUUUUUUGUUUACUUUUUAUUUUCGUAUUACACAAAACUGACUAAUUUCACAGAUUCAAACAGAUGAUUAUUAGAAGGUGAAUGUUUAUUGUUGAUUUUUUUUUUUAUAGUUUUUUUAAGUGUGUAAAGAGUCAUGCGUAGGCCUAUUCUCUACUGUGUGCUGCAUGAGUCAGAGAGGGUCAAUAGACCAUGGAGAUGUUGCACCAUCCAGCUGGGCUGCGCAAGACAGCACACAUUAAUCAUACCUUACUGAAAAGACUACACCCUCAUCCCAAAGGUAUAUACACAAUGGCCACACUUGAUAGGAAAAUAAAAACAGAAUUCCUAAGUGAGUUUACUGGUGCUUUGGCUUAAUCCUAAACUGGUUGUUCUUACCAAUGUUAACUGCACUAGCUGCUAGAAUUGUGUGGCAUAAACAUAGCAUGCAGGCUGCUGACUUAAUUACCACAGAUAAACAGAUAAAAGAGGGCCACAUAUUUAAAAAAGAAAAAGAUAUUUGUGCAACACGUUCAGCGAUAUCACCUUGACACUACAAGGUAAACUGUGUGCUCAUGUACAAAAUGUUUGCGAGUAUUUGCCUACGAUGAAGGUAGUGCCCUGCCUGGCAAAUAUUAUUAUUACUAUGUUAUGACAUUAAAGAGGCUGUGACAUCAAAGAAUUGUGAUGUUCAAUAGCUACGUCAAAUUCCCUUUUUGCACAACAAGCUGUUUUGGCAGAGAGGAUCACCUUGUGCCACACUGGCAUUAGCCCAAACCUCAUUUAUCUCUUAAAUCAAAACACCACUUCAAGCUACCCUAAGUGGUUGACACAACAGGUUUCUGCGAGGGAGGGAAACACACACCUCCUUUUGACUGUCUGACUGUAAGUCACCAUUAAGUCUAAUCAUUUUCAUUUACACAGCGUGUAUUUGCUAUUAAAGACUUAGAUGACUAAGACUAUGCAGAAAAGGUCAUGCGGUUGCAUUGAGGCUCCCAGGUAUGCCACUUUCUGUGUGCUCUGAUUAUUCACAUUGUGCUGGUGAAUAGCUGCUUUAGUUAUUGCUGUCUACCGUGACUGCACAAAAUUUAUUUUUCCUGCACCCAGUCUGUGAUGUCACACUGAUGUAUAUUCCCAUCAAGAACUAAUGAGGCUCUUGAAAAUGUGAGUGACACUGUGCAGGAUGAUUUUCAUUACUAUGGACCUCAUCCAUAAGUUGGUUGAACAUUGCAAAGGUUUUAUUUUAGGGAGUUCCCCUUAUCUUAACUUAUUCAUGUGGAUCCUUCUAGUGUAUUACAAGUUAGGUGGUAUUUUCAUAUUUGUUGCUGAUAUCUUAGAGCAUAGCAACAUUGCUGCAACACUGUCUAAUUGGGGAAAGACACACAAGCAGUCAGAUGAUCACAGAGGUUAGCAAACAAGCCAACAUUUUAGCCAUGUUAUCUAAACCACUUCAUUUGAAUAUAAAUGUUGUAAUAAUCCCAAGUGCGGUAGGUCCAAGUUGAACCAGGAUGUUUGCAACAGACAGUUUGAGCAAUAAUUUUACUGUUUGCCUUUGUUUUCAUUUCCAAAUACAUUUGGCUAACCUUGGGGUUUGUUUAAAACUUG
Molecule: messenger RNA, 4342 nt
Organism: Micropterus salmoides (largemouth bass)
Lineage: Eukaryota; Metazoa; Chordata; Actinopteri; Centrarchiformes; Centrarchidae
Gene: nkx3.3
Product: NK3 homeobox 3
Exons: 2
Coding region: 149-952 (267 amino acids)
Biological process (GO): cell differentiation; regulation of transcription by RNA polymerase II
Cellular component (GO): nucleus
Molecular function (GO): DNA-binding transcription factor activity, RNA polymerase II-specific; RNA polymerase II cis-regulatory region sequence-specific DNA binding
Source: RefSeq, a predicted model, not a curated record